Molecule: messenger RNA, 2420 nt
Organism: Linum trigynum
Lineage: Eukaryota; Viridiplantae; Streptophyta; Magnoliopsida; Malpighiales; Linaceae
Source: the annotation of a GenBank genome assembly
AUUCAUGAUGGGGUUUAUGUGUAUUGAUUUUAGACAUUUAAUUUCAUGAAGUUCUAUUUUAUUAUGUAAGUGUCAUCUCUAUAUUGUGUGGAAUUGAAUAGAACAUUGUGUCAUCCCUACAGUUCAAUAUGUGACCGCUAUUUUUAUAGAUAAAGUAACAACUAACACGACAUUGUUUUAUGGAUUCCUCCGAUAUCAUGAUCGUACUCCAUUAGCACGAUUUUUCACAUUCAACUAAUUCUCUGCGUCAUCAAUUAAGAAUGCAUUAAAACAAAAUCACAAGUUGAAUGGCCGAUUAGCAUUAACCUAAAAAUUUUGUGAUCAUUUCUUCAAUCGUAUCUAAAAUAAAAAUGGAGAAACUACGCUCAAACAAAUAAGGGGAAAUAAAUCUAUAUAAAAAUUAAAAAGAAAUAAAAGAGAGAAAGAGCUAACUAUUAAAAUACAUGGUGAUGACCACAUUAAUGACGUAAUUUUGAAUUAUAAUAAAUAAAUGUGAUGUUAUUUAAUAUUUAGCGACUAAUCAAAAAAGGCUGGUUUAAAGCCCAAAAAAAAACCCCCCCAUUACCAGCUCAUCCGCCCGAGUAUAAAACCAGAAGGCCCUCCACCUUCUUAGCUCCCAUUCCAUUGCCAAUUCCAUUACCUUCUUCUAUAAGCAUUUUCAACGCAUCCGUUCACCUGAAUCAGCUACUAGAGAAGACUAGAGCAGAAAGAACAGAGAACGAAAGCAAAGAGAAACCCCUGAUUCCCCAGCAAUGGCCGUCAAAAUCUACAUUGUUUACUACUCCAUGUAUGGACAUGUCGAGAAACUAGCUGAAGAGAUUAAGAAAGGAGCUUCCACUGUGGAGGGAGUUGAAGUGAAGCUCUUUCAGGUACCAGAGACACUGAAUGAAGUGGUUCUUGGAAAGAUGGGAGCACCAUCAAAGAGUGAGGUUCCCACCAUCACUGCCAAUGAACUUGCUGAGGCUGAUGGCAUCCUCUUUGGCUUCCCAACUCGAUUCGGCAUGAUGGCUGCUCAGUUCAAGGCAUUCCUGGACUCCACUGGUGGGCUGUGGAGGAAUCAGGCACUCUCAGGGAAGCCUGCUGGUAUCUUCUACUCGACUGGCUCUCAAGGAGGAGGCCAGGAGACCACACCCUUGACCGCGAUCACUCAGCUCGUUCACCAUGGGAUGCUCUUCGUCCCAGUGGGUUACACAUUUGGAGCUGGGAUGUUCGAGAUGGAGCAGGUCAAAGGUGGGAGUCCUUAUGGUGCUGGCACAUUUGCAGGGGAUGGCUCCAGGCAGCCUACUGAGUUAGAGCUGGGACUGGCUCACCACCAAGGGCAGUACUUUGCUGGGAUUGCCAAAAAAUUGAAGGGUUCUUCUGUUGAUGCUUAAGUGGAGAGGGAUUUUUGGGGAUUCUCCAUACAGUCAAAACUUACAAUGUGUUUUUUUAUGCUCCUUAUAUACAAAUUAGAAGCUUUGGGUUCCUCUCAUUCUGUGUUUGAAUAAUAAUGUAUUACCAUGUUAUCUCAUUGUUGGGCUACAUGAUUUUCUUGUAUCUUAGUUUUGUGUCGUCCUCUGUAAUUUUAUUUUUUAAUAGAAUAAUGGUUGUGUUCUUUACAUUACUUCUUGUUAAUGAAUUUAAAAUUUCAUUUAUGCAAGGCUUUCUUUUAAUGUAUGUAAUUUUUAGGUGGGUGGUUAGUUCGCGGUUUAUUGAUUCGCUAGCAAAUAAUUCAAACCGUAGUAGGUGGGUGAUUGAUGCGGGUGGAUCGUGGUUCGAAAAUUUCUUAUCCGCACUUAAUCGGAUGGGUGGUGAUUGAGUUGAGUCAUCCAAAUGACCCACACCUCAUUCUCACAUGACAAAGAGUUGUUUCCAGUUUAUAGUAUAAAAUAUCCAUCACAUUUCCUAACUUGUUAAUAUGUCGUGUCAUGUCCAUUAGAUAAUUGGUUGCAAAUUUUUUUAUAAGGAUGAUAUAGAUAUGUUUACUUAGUUGCUACAUGAGAGAAUAAAACCUGGAAUAUAAAUUAUAAACUAGUAAUUUUAUGAAGUUCAAAAAAAUCAUCAAUGUUAUGUACAGAAUUGGUUGAUAGAUUAAUGAAAGAUGUGAUGCUUCUGUCAAUGAAGUAAAAUCGACAUAAGUCAAGAGCAUUGGUAUCUAGGAAUAUGUGAAUAGUGAUUUUGUUUUCUUUAUCAAUAAAUACUUCAUUUAAAGGCCGAGAUGAAAAGUUGGUAUGAGCAUAUGGCCGUAUGGCUUAGGGAUGGCAACUGGUUGGGUUGGAGUGGGUUUUGUCAAAUCCAAACCCAAAUUCAUGGUUUUAUCCGCAAAAAAAAAUUUAGGGUAAAACCCGUUGGGUUGAAAAACUCAAACCCAACCCAACCCGCUGGGUAUCCGCGGGUUCAUGGGUACCCAUUGGUUUUUCUAAUAAAAAAUUUACAAUAAC